Messenger RNA from Sphaeroforma arctica JP610, 1953 nucleotides. RefSeq lists its product as hypothetical. Gene Ontology annotation, biological process: protein deubiquitination. Gene Ontology annotation, cellular component: nucleus; cytosol. The record is from RefSeq and is a predicted model, not a curated record. The transcript has 2 exons. Gene Ontology annotation, molecular function: cysteine-type endopeptidase activity; cysteine-type deubiquitinase activity. NCBI's taxonomy places the organism in Eukaryota, Ichthyosporea, Ichthyophonida. Bases 191 to 1864 code for a protein of 557 amino acids.
UGUGACUCUAAUAUUAGUACAUGAAUAUAUCUCAUAACCACGCAUAUAUACAUAUUCUCCAGUGAGGUGUGGACACUUGUCAGGUAACUCAGAUCAAUGUAUAAGAGAGGCACUGAGAGUACCUAGUUGAAGACGGGACAAGCGUAGUCUAGUUCGAUAUUUAGAUAUAGAAUUUACAAUACCUAUCAUUAUGGAUAACUCUAAUCCAUUACUAUUAGCGUUGAAAGACGAGCUGGACGAUGUGUUGCAAGCAUUAGUCACUCGACAGACAAUUAACGUCGAGUGGCCCAACUACCCAUCGCAGUUAAUGUGGAAUCUCAAUGUGUCACCACAAUGGGAUUGCAUGCUGCUGUACACAGUCACUUUCGAAGAAAUAUCCAGCCACAUGGGCGUUAUAUUUUAUCCUAAGUUCAACCGAGUGAUGACCCGUGAUUACCACGCGGUGGGCACCCCACAACGGGCGUGGCAGGAUUCGGUAGAGACAUUUUUAGAAAUUAACCGUCAGCCUGACCGGUUUGUGGACAUGAAGACUCUACUAACAGACCUGGACGAUCAACUCACCGCCACACAGAACUCAGCCAAAGGCGGCCGCGCCUCACUGGGGAGACGCCGUAGUUCCGCACUGUCCUACGAUUUUAGAUCUCCGUUUGAUUCCGGUGCCACCAGUGGCAGUGGAAAGAACUCGCCUGCGCCAGGGCCCCCCACCCCACGUGGCAGCAAUGCGGGAGAGAAGAAGAACACGCGCCCGUUAGUCACCGUGCCUGUUGGCUUGCCGAAUGCGAAGAAUCAGAACCUGUGCUUCAUGAACUCGGUGAGCCAGGCCCUCGCGCACAGUUUCUUCAACGGCAAGCUGCGUCCUCUGUUGGCCCAGCUGUCGCACAGAGAGCCCACCGACCCUGCGGUUGCUAAGAAACAGCCCGUGGUGAAGACGCUGUACCCGCUGUUGGAAUCCCUGGCCAACAAUGCGAAAGCCAAAAGCAAGGACGAGCCACAGAAGUGCAUGGACGCGUUCCGGGUGGCGAUGUCGGCCUUCCCCGAGUCCAAUGUGCAGAAGCCCAAGUCUGGGGUUAAGCAGCAACAGCAGGAUGUGCACGAGUGGCUGACAUUUGUACUACAGACGCUCGAAGCGGUCGCGGCCACAUCUGAGGAGAGACUAAUCAACUUUGAUACCUUUGACGAUCUGAUUAAAGGCACGGCGACAGUACACGAGGUGAUGGCAGACCUACAAUGGAACGAGCGCUUCUCUGUGGGGGCAGCGCAGUUUGCGGCCAGUCUGGCGUACCAGACCAUCACCGCGUACUAUUGCGGUAACUGCCGGGUGGUCACUCAGGUACGUCCGGAUAUAAAUAACAUUCUCAGUCUGUCUGUGGGGAGUGAGACGUCGGAGACCACUGUGCAGGCGCUGUUUAAUGAGACGGUCAGCUCCGAGCCGUUGGAUGGGUGGCGGUGUGGGGCGUGCAACACAUCGCACCCAGACACAUCGCGAAUCAACAAGUUCUUCCGUAUGCCGACGUUCCUGAUUGUGCAUAUUGUGCGCACGCAGUUGGACAUGACUACCGGCGAACUGGGCAAGUCACAGCGACCCGUGCGUAUCGGAAACAUUACCUGUGAACUACCCACACAGUUGCUACCGAGGCAGGCUAGUGAGAAGAAACACGCGUUAGUCACCUACUCGCCAGUGUCGGUAGUAACUCAUCUGGGCGCCGAGAUGCGCUCAGGACAUUACACAUGUUUUAGCUCACUGGAGAAUAAGACGAUUCUGUUCGAUGAUGAUACGAUAUCUGACUUUGGAACGGAUGUGCCGGAGAAACACACGGAGAUUUUGCAGAAGAAUUCGGCUCUUAUUUUCUAUAUCCGGGAAUAGAAAAUACUUAUAUAUCCUGUACUUAAAUCCGCCUAGCAGCAGUAGUAAUCAAAUGUAAAUAAAGUUGAAUGACAUACUGAAGUUUGAAU